CCGCAAAGUUGAUGACGUCACGGGAUGGUGUAACAUGGCGGCUGUUGGGUGCGCUCUGAUGGAAAGGAAAGAUAUGGGUGAGAAAAAUGUCACAAAAUUAGCGUUAUCGUGCAAAAGGAAUGGAUUAAAUCAUGGCUGUUACUGUGAAGAAAAGAUGGAAACUAGAAAUACUUGCAGGUCUCAAUUAUUUGACAAACUGUUACGGAUAAAUGGGACCGUAAAGGCGAACAAUAACAACUGUUUUCCCCGUCCGUCGGUCCCUACUCUAAGAUCUCGCCGGGAACGGCAUUCCUCCGGACCAGAAACUAUCAAGAGACGUCGUCGGUCAUCAAGGCAUGAUUCAGGGGACAGCAAGUCUGGAGAGCCGCCAGACAGUGGUCCCUUAACUCCGGGGACGCCGGACACUCCAGAUUCACUAGAAGUAGCCAAAAUCAACCAGAACUGCUGCAAAGUGAAGCACAAAUCAACCAACAGUGUACCUCACGCAAAAGAAAUCACAGAUUUAUUUCCCCUAGUCACCGGCACAAACGGUCUUGUACCAGUCACGCCUGACAGUUCAAGAUCAUGUACUCCAGUAUCAAUGGGCGCUUUGGCUCCUAGUCCUGGCUGUAGUCCCAUAGGCAGCCCCGCUGGAAAAGGGGACACAACUCCAUCCAAAGAAACUUCUGGUCCAAUUGAAUGUCAGUGGAAAGGUUGUAAUUUUGUUGUGAACAAUGGUGAAAUUAUGGAGCAUAUACGUGCAUGUCAUGUGCAAUCUCAAAAGGAGAAAGAAAAAGUUGUAUGUUUGUGGACAGGUUGUAAAGUUUAUGAUACGCCGUCUAGUUCGAAAUCCUGGCUGGAACGCCAUAUACUCUUUCAUAGUGGUGAUAAACCAUUUCGUUGCAUCGUUGCCGGAUGUGGGGCGCGAUUCACGACUCAGGGAGGCCUUGAAAGACACGUCAAUAGUCAUUUCAAUGCUCAAGAGCAGUCGCCCAAUCAGAAACACUCAAAACACGGCAGGGAAGACACACCCACUAAAUUAUUCAAGCGUAAACGAUUGAAGCAGAAACGACCUGCAAUCAGAGUGAAGACAGAAGACUAUUUUGACACAGGGAUAAUGGACAGGCUACAGCAACAGCUCAACGUCAUAACAGAAAGGACUCAGCUUGAUCUCAAUGGCAGUAACAACUCUGUCACAUUCCAUAGUUCUGUGAUUGCAAGAAGGAAGGAUGAUUCAGGGAAAGCUCAAUUCCUCCUUCACUGGACACCACAAAAUAUUAUACCAGAUGAGUGGGUGUCCGAGUCUCAGGUCCAAUUCUUACAAACCCGCAGCAUUCCCAUGAACUGCCUACCUCGAGACAGUCUCGUUAAUCUUCACCCGUCAUUGUAUCACGAACAUCGCUACAGAAAACAUCGAAGGAAAUGAUUAAUAGCUGAUAACAAUCUUCAACCUUCAAUCAUUGAUCAUCAAUUAAAAUGCAGUGAAGGUCACAUGACUCCGUCUAUUUAUAGUAUAAAUGUGACUAUGGUAAAUGGUUUGUCAUUUCAGUGCAUCUGAAAAUCACAUGACUAGGUCUAUUUAUAGUAACAAUGUGACGGUGGAAAAUGGUUGUCAUUUCAGUGCACCUGGAGAUCAUUUGAGUAUUUCUGUUUAUAGUGAAUAUAUGGCUAUAGGAAGUGGUUUGUCAUUCAAAUGCAGCUGAAGAUGACAAUGAUCUGGUCUAUAUAUAGUAACAGUGUAACCAUGGAAAAUGGUUCGUCAUCCCACAAUCGGUAUGAGAUCGUAUGAGCAAUGUAUUUAUAGAAACAGCAUGACCAUGGAAUAAAACUUUGUCGUUCAACUGCUGGAUAUCACAUAACCAGAUUUAUUUAUAACAACAAAUUAACCGUGGAAAUGAAUUAGUCACAGUGGCACAGUUGUAAGGUCACAUGACAAGAUCUAUAUAUAGCAACAAUGUGGCAUUGGGGAAAAACUUGCCCACGCUGUUUGAUUGUACUAAAUAGGAAAUAUGUGUUUUAUAGAAAAUUCAUUUCAUGUGACACAUCAAGUUUAUUUCAUUGUACACAUCAAAAUGUGUAUGUGAUUGUUAAGUCUUUCCUAAAAACAGUGUAUAUGUUCAAUCAAACAACUGCCAAAACACCACAUAAAAUAUUUAUGAUCAUUUAUCACACGGCAGUCAUAUCAUCCAUACAGCUGAAAAAGUCACAUGACCAGUUUCUACGUCUUUAUCUCGUAAUUUGUGACUUGUGAUAGUAUGAAAGGUUACGUCGUAAGUUUUUGAACCUGUUGUCUGAGGUACUGUGAGGUUGAAUCCCACAGCAGAAAUUUUAUCUCCUAUUUAUUCCUGCUAGUUAGCAUUUGUUCCUGCAAAAUUAUUGCCAGGAAAGUUUCAUACCAUUGACCGACUGAUAAAUAUAAUUUAGAAAUAAUUACAUCUCCCUUGUUUCUUUUAAAGUUUGAUAAUGGCUUUAUUUAGAUGUGCAGUACGUAUAUUGGAUAUGUCAAUGUUUCUUUAGACUUAUAACUGAAUAAACUUCUGUAUUUCUGUUGGAGGUUUUUUGGUUAGAAAAUGAGGAUGUAUAAGAAAGUUCAGUUAAGUUUAGUAUUUCAGAGGACUUGCCUUUUAUAUAUUUUUAUUACAAAAUGGUACAGCACUUUUCUGUUAUCAUCAGGGUCAAAUUAGCUUAAUGUUAAUGUUUAAUGAAGCCAUCUUCUGGUGAAAAAUUGUUAGUUUUACAAGCAUAGUUUUAUCAAUUUGGAGCUGUAUACCCAAUGAUUUCCUGAAUGUUAGACUAGACACUAUUUUGUUUAAUAAGAGUUAUCUCCCUUUACUUUGUUAAAUUGUUAUUCAAUUAUAUCAUCUAAAGUAGACUGUUUAUGUGAUAUAGAAAACUUGACCUUACAGGAGCAAAAUUAUUCUUUUUUGGCCUAAUUUUUGUUUAGAAUACGUUUUUGAGUUUAUUAUUGAAACAUUAGUGUGAAAUACAUCUAGUAUUUCUCAGUAAAAAAUACCAAUAUAUAUUUUACUGGUACUAAACGAAAAAAUGGGUGAAUAUUUUUUUUUACUAAAACAAUGUAAGACAAGAAGAAAAUGUGUUGCUUUAAAAAAUAGAUUGAAGCCACUCAUGGAAAUAUUGCAUUAAUGUUUCCUCAAUGGAAGAUCUGAAGAAAACAAAUCUCUGUAAUCUAGUGAUGGGCCGACAAUCGGAUAAUCGUCGGCGUGGCAUUCAUGAUCGCGAUCGCCGACUUCACUUUUCCCUGACAGAUUAAUUACAUGGCACCCUAAAUGGAUAAUUUAGUUGUUUCUGAUCUUUUUGUACCCCCCGACAACAAAGUUGUGAGUGGGGUAUACUGGUUUUAGGUUGUCUGUCCGUAGACACAAUCUUGUGCGCACCAUCUCUCCUCAUCCCCUUGACACAAUUUAAUGAAACUUCACACAAGUGAUCAGUAACAACAGUAGUUGUGCAUGGGGCAUGUUAGGUUCUUUCAGAAAAAAAAAUUGCAGAGUUACGGGACUUUGUUUUUUGUUACUAUACUAUAUACAUAUACACAAUCUUGUGCGCACCAUCUCUCAUCAUCCCCUUGACACAAUUUAAUGAAACUUCACACAAGUGAUCAGUAACAACAGUAGUUGUGCAUGGGGCAUAUCAGGUUCUUUUAGAAAAAAAAAUUUGCAGAAUUACGGGACUUUGUUUUUUGUUACUAUAGACACAAUCUUGUGUGCACCAUCUCUCCUCAUCCCCUUGACACAAUUUAAUGAAACUUCACACAAGUGAUCAGUAACAACAGUAGUUGUGCAUGGGGCAUGUUAGGUUCUUUCAACAACAAAAAUUGCACAGUUAUGGGACUUUGUUUCUUGUUAACAUACUAUGUACAUACAGUCUACAUAUCGUCGCCUCAACGCAAAACUAGUCUAUGUGUAUAUAGAAAUAGAAGCAGAUAGACUAGUUUCGCGUUGAGGCCACGAUAUGCAAUCUUGUGCGCGCCUAAUCUUCCGAACCCUUGCACACAAUUAAGUGAAACUUCACACAAAUGAUCAGUACCAACCCUAGUUGUGCAUGGUACAUGUUACGUUCUUUUAGAUAAAUCUUCUGCAUAGUUAUGGGACUUUGUUUUUUGUUACUAUACUGUAUACAUACAGUCUAUAUACAUACAGUCCACAUAAUUAUGCAAUCUUUUUUUUUUUUUUUUUUUUUUUUUGCUGAACUCCAAUAAUUUUUAAUUUAAUAACACAAUAUCAUUGGAUUAAUACUUUCUGUCUGCACCCUGGUGAAAUGGAAUAAUUAAGGCGAGUACCUGAUUCGAAGUUUACUAUUUCAUAAAUCUUCAUAAAUAUUUUACUUUUACGCUGUUGACUUACUCGUGUUAAUGAAGAGAUACUAUAGAAAUAGGAUAUUUAAUCUCUGUGUGGUUCAUUUCUUAAGUAAUGAUAUAAAACAUACACUAUAAUGUGAACUUAUAGAUAUGCAAUUAAAAUAACCGAUUAUCCGAUUAAUCGAAUUGGUUGGCUUGUCCGAUUAUGCCGAUUAAUCGGUUGGCAAAUCUAACCGAUUUGCCCAUCACUACUGUAAACAUGCAAAAGAAAACAACAAACGAGAAAUGUUAUCUAAAAAAUAUGUUUGUUAACCACUUUUUAACAAAAAUUGAGCGUGGCUACCUUGUAUCAUGGUAGUGCAUUUUAAAACAAUAGUGCCAAAGUUUUAAUACCUGUGCAGCUAUUUCAAAAUCUUAGAAGAUCAUGUAUAUACAUGAAUGCUGUCAUUAUGCUGAGAAUUUCUGAAAUUUUUAGGUAUGUAUUAUUCUAUUUGUUGGUAACUUAUUGGGCAGAGGUUACCUUAGUGAUUUGAAAAGGUGACCUUUGUCAUUUGCAAACUAAGUCCAUUUUAUAAAAUACAAAAGUACAGAAAUGUAUUAAAACUUCUAAAAAUGUAGCAAAACAUUUGUAUAUUUUUUCUCUCUGAUAGUGAUGUAUAAUGCUGAUUUACAUAGAUACAGUGCAUAGUAUUUUGAAGUUUUAAGUUAAAUUCAAUUUUUCCUUCCUUGACAAUAAAAUUAAGCAGAAAUACUGCACAAUCAAGAGUACAUAUAUACCAAGUUAACAGAUAAUAGAUGCGGAAAACAAGAGUUUUUUAAUCAAAAUGUAAAUAAUAGGUAAUAAAAACACUCAGAAAGAACAUGCAUCCAGAUUUAUGUGUUUUAAGUUUUUUGAAAGCUCCUUCAUUUGAUAAUGAUUAUAGAUAAAAAGUAUGUAUAAAACACUUGUAUUGUAGGUAAGAAAGCUGUCUAGUGUGUUACUCACACAGUAAAAUGUGAUGUAAUAUAGGACUACAGUUUUAAUAAUGUAUAAGAGAUUAAUUAAGAAAAUAUUGAUUUCUAAUAGUCUGUUGUAUAUCUGAUGGCAGGCAAGGUAAGAAGCCAUGCUUGUUGAACAAAACAAUAUUGUCAAUAUUUUUAGGGCCACACCAAACUGCUCAAUGUAUCAUAUAGGGCAGACAGGUUUCCUUGAAUGUUAUUUUUGGAUUUGACAGAAAUAAAUUUCUUUGUCUUUACAGGGAAGUUAGAGAAUAUAAUGGAUAUUUAUGACAUUGGUUGUAUAAUGGCAGAAAUAAAAUGUUAGGAAAUCGAAUAGAUUUUACAUUUAUCAGGGGCCAGUGUGAAAUUUCUCCAGUCAUUACUGGGUGCCUUCUUGUAGAAAUGAACUGUACAAAAAAAAACACAGUCAGUCUUCGAUUUAUGUUUCAUAGCCAAGCUACUAGUCAUUUGUGCAUCUUGUUUUGUCAUUGUCAACCAAAAUUUUAAUUGAAAUGUACAGCCGAUUGGCUCUAACCCUUAUCAUGCUGGACACGACUGAUUAUGCCUUUGCGACCAGUGUAGAUCCUGAUCAGCCUGCAUAUCCGUGUAGUCUGAUCAAGAUCUGCACUGUUCACCAUUCAGUCAGUAUCUUUUUGGUAAGCACUCCUUUUAACAAUUAAUGGUACUGUCCAAAUUGAAAGUUCAUUUUAGAAAUUUAGCAGGGUAAGGGUUAAACCUCAACUUUGUCCGUUUAAUACUACCUCCGCUUAUAAAUAUUGCUAUUUAUUUUAUUAACUUAACUGUCAGUUUUCUUCAGAAAUUCAUUCAGUUGGACUAUGAAACGUAAUUUACACUUUUUAAUCAAGUUACAUAUUCCCUUCAGAUCUACUAGAAAGCACUCAGGCCAUAAAUUUAAUAAGAGUUUGUAUUCUAAGAAUAAGUUAAUUACAUCAUUUCAUUCAUGUUGUGUUUUUGCAAGGUGUAGAAGAGUGUUAAAAGUGCUGCUGAUUUUUGCCACAGAUCCACAUAUUUAGGUCUUAAGAUAUGUGCAUUUUACCCCCUUCCUUGUCAGUGUGAAAAUGACUUUGUAUUUUCUAACCUUUGAAGCUACAGCUCACUUUAGAAUUUGAUAAAAUCUGGCAGAAAUUUACAGCAUAUCUUGCUUGCUUGUAUUUGUUUAAUUCUCCGCCAUCUCGAACAUGCUUAACAAAAACCACUUUUAAUUAAAGCUUGCAGCAUUUGUUCCCACUUUCUCAAAGUCCCAUUGUAAAUUACCUGUUAUUUAUUUUGCUAAUCUAUUACCUCAGAAGAACAUAUGCUUAAUGCAAAGUUUUGUAAUGAAUAUAUUAUUACUCUCUGUGUGUAUAAUUAUGUGUGCAACAGGUUGUCUCUGUGUGACGAUACCUGCCAGUAUGUAAGAUUUUGUAUUGUGUAUUAUUGCUAUUGAUUUAACUGUAACUAUGUUUCUUAGAAUACAAGCUCUUUUUUGUCCAUCAUUUGUUCCUUCAGAGAUUAUAUUUAUUUAUCCAAUCAGGAAAAGGUUGUCUUCAUGAAAACAAUAUUGAGGGUUAAGAGCCAAACUAGUCUAUCUGCUCCAGUGCAAGUACAUAGAUCAGUAUGGCUUUUAAUCUUCGUAUCAAAGUGCCAUCAGAAACUCAGGGCAGCAUCAUAUUUAUAUAUUUAUCCACAUGAUCAAAAUUAUCAUGCAAUGAUCAGCUUAAAUUAACAAGUCUUUAACACGGCCUCUUUAAUAACUGCUAAAUGCUGCUUUAUUUAUCAUAUAUGAUAUUUAAAAUCAUAAAAGAUGGGAAGUUGUUUUGUACCAUUAUUACAGUCUGAACAAAUAAGAGACAAACAAUGCCAGUGUUCAGAACUGUAUUUACAUGAUAUCCCUUGCAUCCGAGGUCUCGAGUUCAAACCCAGUUGGAGUCGCAAUUUUGCCUGUAUAACUCACUAGUACUUUGAUAUCACUGGACUUGCAGCUUGAAAAACUUGAAAGGUUUCUUUACAAGAAAGCCAAUAUGGAUUACUGCAAAAUGAAUGAGAACUUUGUGACUGCAAUGAGCAUGGUGCAAUAGCUUUAAGAAGUAAAGCCAAAAAGAGCUAUCUCCUGAUAUACAAAGAUGGCAGGUAGUACCUUUUUGCACUGAGCUAUUAAAUUGUAGCUGUAAUUCUAUAAACUAUCUUGGCCAGAUCAAUUAUUUGUUGCAUAUGGGUUAUAUAUAAGUGAUGGCAUAAUAGGGAUGAUAGAUGUAACUUUUAAGAAAUUACUCUAGAGUAAAAGUUUAUAUAAUUUAUGACAUGAAACCUUUAAAUAGCAGAGUACUACUUUUACCCGUUUAAACAUCCCAAAGGUUUAAAAUGUGAUAGUAUGUCAAAAGUGUUCUUGCCUAGUUGCCUGAUACUAUUUUGUUUACUCAUGAAUAUUUACCUGGAUUUUUUUUUAGCACAAGACUUUGAAAUUACAUGAAAUGCUCUAGUUAAGUUUAUAAAAACUAGUUUUGUAAAUGUGAUAAAAAGUAGUAAUUAAGGCUAUGUCACUGUAAAGUAAUUUUAACAUACAGUUGUAUACCGUUAGUCAUGUAAACACAGAUAUUGAGUAAAGUACAAAAUUUGUGUAAUUGAAAAUAUUCAGUGGUUGACACUGUAUCAUUAAGGUGCAGAAACUGAAAUGGUUUGAUACAGGAUUUGCUUUCUGUCCGUCCAUAAGUUAUUGCCAAUAUUCCCUUCACCAGAUUUUAUCCAAACUUGGUCAGAUGAUUUUCAGAUGAUGGUAAUACAUGCUUUGAUACAUUAGGAACUGAUUAAGUAGAUGUAUUCUCAAUUAUCACAUUUUACUUUUGCUCAAACUUGGUCACAAGAUUACUUAAAUUUUAACAACACUAGGUCGUUUACUUUCAAGUUUGAGAAAAACUUUGUAAUUUUUCCCCAAGUUUAUAGAUGCUGUUUAAAUGAUUGAAUUUUCUUGAGAUAGCGCUUUCAGAUGUAGCAAACUGAUGCACUUGGUCAAAGAAAAUGUUUGGGUAAUUUGUGAGUGGGUGUGGUAGGUUAAUCACAGGAGUUACUUUUGUGUAUCUUUGAAAAAUAACAAAUCAGCAUAUUUCUCGUCGAAGAGAAAAACCAGACUCCAUCAUUUGAUGAAAAAAAAAUGUAAAAAGCAAAAAAAAAAAUGCAAUUGUGCAUACUUGCUGGAAUAUACAAAGUCAGAGCAGAGUUUAGUAACUUUGGCUUUUACAUAGUUCCAAGAAAAUAAGUUUAUUUUUCCUGUUAUUUUAAAGGUAUACUUGGUCCAAAUUUCAUAUUUGAAGUGAAGGACAAUUGCUAUGUUUAGUUUAAUGUAAACAUUAAAAAUAUCUGUUUAUUUGUAUUAACAGUACUAUGCAUUAGUUUUAAAAUAGUGCACACUUAAAACAUGUAUAGUUAAACAUAGCAUAAAUGUGUGCUACCACUAAAGACUAAAAGUUUUUUUCACAAACGACUUCUACUGCACAACAUUUGAUUGUAAAUGUAGCGCUACAUACACAGUAAUUAUUUAUUUAUGUAUUUAGUGGAGGUAAACACUUUUGAUGAGGAUUUUUAUGUUUUGAAAUGAAUAUCUGAAGAUAAAACAAUAAAAUGAAAGAUGAGCAUUGAUUAUCUGGUCUGGUAUGUUGGUCGUCCUGAAUGGUACCAUUUUUGGCCAGGAGGUCAAAUUCAGUUAAAUCUGUGAUCUCAGCUGCAUGUUGGGUCCUAUCUUUUUACGGACAUGUUUGUGUAUAUUACAUAAGGUAUAUUGAACACUGGCAUUUUAAAAAGCAUACAGGGUAUUUCUGACUAUUACUGUAUUAUUGCAGCGCAUCUGAGUAACAUUUAAACUGCUGUAUGAAUCUGACUUCCAGUGGAUUUUUUGCUGAUUUCUUGAUUGAAGAGUUAUCUUCCCCUCCUUUACCACAAGCUGAUUGGUUGACUGUUGCACUACAGUUUUUAUGUGUUCGAAGUAGGUCAAGUUUACAGGGUCACUAAUCAUUAAAUAGCUUUGAAACUUGAGUAAUAGGUCUGACCUUUAACCCUUAGCCUGCUGGUGGCAAGUGAUUCUGCCUUUGCGACCAGUGCAGACCAAGAUCAGCCUGCACAUCUGUGCAGGCUGAUCAUGGUCUGCACUGUUUGCCAUUCAGUCAGUAUCUUUUUUGGCAAGCUCCCCUUUGAACAGUUAAUGGUACUGUCCAAAUUGAAAGACGGACAAGUUCAUUAUACAAAUUUAGCAGGGUAAGGGUUAAAGAGUUUGUUAGUAUAGAACUUUUGAGGUGUAAAGGUUAUUAGUAAUUUAAGUGCCAAGUUUUCAAGUGAAACCUGAGCAAUUAUAUACAUGUAGUUUCUGUUUAAAGCAUCGUUGACAGAUGGUUUAUUUUUACAGACAUAGUUAUAAACUUGGAGUUUCCAGGAUUCAUAUUGUAUUUUGAAAUUAAAAAUGUUACUUGGCGUAAAAAGUUUGAGUUUGUGCUUGUUUACAUAUACAUAUUUAUAAUAGAAACAAGUCUAGUUGUAAAAACUAACUAUUUUAUUGAUAGCUGUUAAUAGAUGCCUGUUUAUUAAUGUGUUAAAUUUUGUUAAGUAUGUGUGAAUUUUGAACAGUAUUUAUAUUCUCUUCGUUAAAAUUCAUUGUCUCACUGCAAAACUAAUGUAACUAUGUAAAAAAAGGCAGAUUUAAUAGUUUUGUGCUGAGGCAAUGAAUAGUGAUUGACAAACUGUUGUAAUUCAGUUAUACAUAUGAGCCGCGCCAUGAGAAAACAAACAUAGUGGCUUUGCGACCAACAUGGAUCCAGACCAGCCUGCGCAUCCAUGCAGUCUGGUCAGGAUCCAUGCUGUUCGCUUUUAAAGUCUAUUGGAAUUAAUGAAACUGUUAGCGAACAACAUGGAUCCUGACCAGACUGCGCAGAUGCGCAGGCUGGUCUGGAUCCAUGCUGGUCGCAAACCCACUAUGUUGGUUUUCUCAUAGCAUGGCUCCUUAUUAUUAUUGUAAAUGUUAUAAAUAUUUUACAUAUACAUUGUACAUUAGGUGUGAUAAUUUAAUCCAUUUUUUUUGUGUAUUUUAUUUUGUGUGUAUAUAUGAAAUUUACAGUUGAAAGAAAAGUGAAACACGCUGUGUGUGAGAUGAUGCAUGUAUGCACAUAUAUCGAUAGCCAAAUAGGAACACAAUUUAGGAACAAGAGAACCUUUUGAUCAAAUUAGUGCUUUAACAGGACAUCCAUUCUUUGAGCAAACUUUUACAAAAGUAAGUUUCAUUAAACAAUGAGAGAACUGAAUUUUCAGCUUCUUGAAUUUAUGAAUUAAAUUUUCAGAUUAUUUCAAACCCUGAAAAAUAACGGCAGGUUUAUAUUUACGAGUAUGAAUGAAAUUGUUCAAAAUAUUUAAUCCUUGCCAUUCUGUUAGAACUAUUAAUGGUUAAAAUUCUUUUGCUGAGAGUACAUGUUGUACAUUUGGGAAGUCAUUUUAGUUAUCAAGCAUGAAUAAAAAGUUCUUUCGUAACAGAUGCGUUGGAAAAAUGAGCAACUGUGUUUGUUAUCUCACAGGUUUAGCGAUAGAAGAUUGUUAUCAUGAAAUUACCUCAGAUACACUAUACAUGUAUUGUAUAAUGCUAACUUGCUCACAUAUGAAGGAAACUUUGUAGUAUUUCAUACAUUUUACAAUAUUUGCAGUUGCCAUGACAUUGUAAGCUGCCAAAGAUAAAUUGUAUACAUGAACAUGAUGAAGUGUUUUUAAAAGGAACAUGCCUCUAGAUUAGCAGCAAGCUUUUCAAAACUGAGAAAAUCAAUUUGUUAGCAGAUGUCAAGCACAAAUACAAAUCUGGCUGCAAGCAAGUUGCUGCUUAAUACAGGUGUUCAUCUGUACAGGAUUGUAAUGGACAUUAAGGGCAUGCACCUUUCAAAUAAUUCUUUUUUUAAUAUGUUGUGAAUGAAUGUCAAGUGAAAAAUGGUCUGAAAUGUAGUUAGUUGAUAAAAAUAAUGACAGUGGAAAUAUUUGUAUGGCUACAGAACAUUGAGAGGCAUUGUGGUUUCAUAUUUAUAUGGUACACAUACUUGUUGCUUUUCAUAGUUCAUUUCAAUAUGCUUAGGAGGUGUUAGAAUUUUGAACAUCAGAAAAUUACAAUUUUCACACAUUUUUGCAAUGCAGGUUCAAUAUGAACUUUCAAAAACUUUGAACUUAUAGAUUUACAUGAAGCUAACUACUUGUUUACAUCUAUGGAGCAAGGUCAGUAGACCCUUUUAAAUAUGUAGAGAGAUUUACUACAAUAGAUCUAAUCCAUGCACUUAUUGAAAUUGCCACUUAGACAUAUUCAAAUAUCAAUUUAGACUUAUUUAAAUUGCAAUAAAUCACAAUUUUGACAUACUGAAAUUCCACCUUAGACAUAUUGAAAUCACAGUCUCUCUUUGACAUCUGCUAGUAUUCAGAAGUGCCUGAUCACUUAAGUAGUGUUUAAUGCAUAUCCUUUAUCAUUUCUGGUCCUUUAAUUCUCUGAUGUAGAAGGGGUACAGAGUGUGGAGUACACGGUGGGUAAUGCAACUAAGUCAGGAAUGGAAAAUACUCAGUUUACAAGAAUGCCCACUCUUCCAUGUUUCAGUUGGACCUUGUUUUCUCCUAUAUAGUGCUAAAUUUGAUCUUUUGUAAUUUCAAUAUUAGGAAACUUUUCAAAUAGAUAUAUUUACCAUUGUACUCUGGUCUUGAAGUUUUUGAUGCCACGUGCUUUUUAAAUAUUUAUAAAUUAUUUUGCAUUCUUAGCAGAACAUUUCUUAAGUCAUAUAGUUUUGUUUCAGAUCUGUUUAAAAGUAUUAUGAGUUAUAUUAUUGCAGUAUAAAUGAUUCAUUUAUGCUGUAAGUCUUUCCCUUGUUGAACUUUAUAUUUAAUUGUUGGCACAUUAUAUAUAAUAUUUUGACGAAACCAUAUUUAUUUUUCAUUUGUCUAGCUAAUAUAAUUUAGAUAGGGUCAAAUACGUGAUAGAUACAUUUUUGCAGAUUUUUUCAAAUAAUGGCACUUAGUAAUUCAGAACAUUUGUGAAAUUAAUCUUCAUUUAAGAAAUAAUGUGUAGAAAAAUCAUGUUUUAACAUUAUUAAUACAUGAAAAAGAGGUUAUACAUCCACAGAAUAAUUUCAUGGGGGUGUAGUCAGAGUGAAUUAUUCUGGUAGCAUACAACUGAUUUUUUGAGUAUUAAUUUAAGUAAAACACAGUUUGGCUUUACAUUAUUUCAACUCCAGUAAUGCCUUUAUCUAAAACAGAAGAUAAAAUAUUUUAGUGCUUUACUUGGUCGCAACAAAAACAUUGACAUCAUCACCUGUUAACGUGAUGUCAUUUUAAUGUAAGCGUGUUCUAACAGAAACGAGCAUAUUAGAAUAUGUAAAAUAACACAAACACUUCAGGAAUUCUUAACACUAUGAAAAAGGUUCCUAACCAAGAAAUCACUAAAUAAAAUUGCAUUGUAGUGCAAAAGGUGCCCAAUUUAUAGUAGUGCAAAAAUUGCCCAAUUUACAGUAGCUAACCAAUUUCUAAAACUUAAAAUUUGAACACAAUGGCUAAAUGACUUAAAUAUCUUCUAUAGGUAAUUAAGACAUCAUUCAGUGGAUAUAGUGUUCUCCACACUGUUUGAAUUAUGAUAGGGAUCUAUGUAUGUUUACUGAAUAAGUGGUUGAAAGUAUUUCUGUGUUAGUUAGAACAAUUCUUUAGAUAGUUUUGUACAAACUUACAAAAAAUAAAUGCAACUUGGACCAAA
Messenger RNA from Mercenaria mercenaria, 13013 nucleotides. RefSeq names its product zinc finger protein aebp2-like. Gene Ontology annotation, cellular component: ESC/E(Z) complex. Bases 35 to 1405 code for a protein of 456 amino acids. The record is from RefSeq and is a predicted model, not a curated record. NCBI's taxonomy places the organism in Eukaryota, Metazoa, Mollusca, Bivalvia, Venerida, Veneridae. The transcript has 6 exons. Gene Ontology annotation, biological process: regulation of transcription by RNA polymerase II.